AAAUCCGAUGUCAAUAUCACCUCGACAAUAACCGGAUUGUUUUCAUAGUUUAUUAAAAAUGGCUGGAAUUGUGCGGAAGUUCUUCAAAAGUAAGAAAACGAAAAAAGAAGAGCUCUUCGACGACGAUGAUGAUUAUGCAGAGCUACAACCCGGUCCAUCACCAAAACCCUAUAGAUUUACUGAAUCUGAACCUCCUGUUCCACCACCACCACCAACUACAACAACUCCAAAACUUCAUCACGAUGAAACUCUCGACCUUGACGCGACAUUUGAUCAACCAAAUCUCAAAAGGCGACGAGUUCACCUCGAUCGUUCUAGUCCAGAAAAUCAAUAUCCAAGUGAAGAUUCGAUUUACGAGUUCACCCAAUUUACACUACAAAAAUGGGAACACGAAGAGUCUCGGCGACAAGAAAAACGGAAAAGAAAGCGAGUUGCUGAGCGAAUUGAACGGGAAAAUUAUGUGCAUAAUGCUAUGGAAAAUUUCAAUUUAAAUAUGCCGAGCGUGUCGGAUGUGGAGAAGCUUCGCCGAGAACGAGAUCAAUUUAAGAAGGAAAUGGAAAAGUAUCGGAGCAAAUGUGAGAAGCUUGAGAAGAGAUGUGAGCAGUUGGAGAUGGAAAAGAAGAAUUCGGUGCCAGUUUUUCAGCCAUUCAACAGCAAUUUCUACUUUGGACCGGCGACAGCUUCAACUCUUCAACCAUUCCAACUACAACCUCCGGCUCUUCAAUUCACACACUCGUUCAACUUCACCGCAUUACCCUCUACUUCUGCACCAUUCCCACCGGCUCCUUCUGCUGCUGCUCCAGCACCUUCCCCGUUCAGCCAAAUGGGACCUGUUGGACCAAUGGCUCCACGAUAUACUGAUCCGAUCACCGUGUACGAUUACAAUGAUGAUGAUGAUACUUCGUUGAGUGAUCUGUCGAAUAGUUCGAAAAGUGAUAUUUCUGAUGAUCUCAAGUGAAACAUGAAUAAUCUACUUAUAGAAAUGUGUGAAUAUUUUUUUUUGGAUUUCCAAUGCGUGUAACAUUCGUCUUUUUAUGUUUUUUUUCAAAUUCACAAUUAAACAAUAAAUCAU
This is a messenger RNA of Caenorhabditis elegans, 1072 nucleotides long. RefSeq names its product BZIP domain-containing protein (gene F13A7.14). The record is from RefSeq and is marked reviewed. Lineage: Eukaryota; Metazoa; Nematoda; Chromadorea; Rhabditida; Rhabditidae.